Spirometra erinaceieuropaei is the source of this 336-nucleotide messenger RNA. The record is from the annotation of a GenBank genome assembly. Lineage: Eukaryota; Metazoa; Platyhelminthes; Cestoda; Diphyllobothriidea; Diphyllobothriidae.
AUGGAAGAAUUUCUUCUUCGGAUCAAGGCUGUCUACGGUCCACCAACCAAAGGUACUGUUCCUCUUCUCAGCGCCGACGGAAAGGCCGUACUCACUGAAAAGACACAAAUUCUACAGCGAUGGGCCGAGCACUUCCGAGGUGUCCUCAACCUCUCCUCCACCAUCUCCAACGUCGCCAUUGUCGGUCUGCCUCAAGUGGAGACCAACGCCGACCUCGACCUCCCACUCUCUCUUCACGAAACCAUCAGACCCGAGCAGCAGCUCUUCAGCGAGAAAGCACUCGGAUCGGACGCAAUCCUGUUGAGAUCUACAAGCACGAUGGCCUCCAACUCAUAG